Molecule: messenger RNA, 1281 nt
Organism: Helianthus annuus (common sunflower)
Lineage: Eukaryota; Viridiplantae; Streptophyta; Magnoliopsida; Asterales; Asteraceae
Exons: 6
Coding region: 139-996 (285 amino acids)
Molecular function (GO): protein binding
Source: RefSeq, a predicted model, not a curated record
ACGCCACAAAAAUGAUACGAGUAUUUGUGUGUUAUUUUAAGCCCCAACAAAAUCUAUUAUCCACAAACUCCCUCUUUCACCUUCCACAAAAACCAAUCAAACCACACAACAAAUCACACCAAUUUCACACACCAAAUCAUGCAUUCCGUAACCUUAAAACCGUUUACUCAAUUCAACACCGUUAAAUCAACGCACACAACACCACUUCAAUCACCUUUUGGCGCCAAAAAUCUUCCACUUAGGUUAAAUUGUGUACAUCACCGGAGAAAUUGCAGAAUAACCGCUCGUGCGGCGGAGACAGACGGCGGCGCCGGUGCCGGAGCAGAGAGUCAGAGUCAAUCGAAUUCGAGUUCGUCGUUUGCUCGGAAUCAAACUUAUGCUUUGCUGAAGCAACAAAUGGAACUUGCAGCUAAAUCUGAGGAUUAUGAAGAGGCUGCUAGGCUUCGCGAUUCGUUGAAGUUGUUUGAAGAGGAGGAGCCGGUUUUACGGCUUCGAGGUUUGAUGAAAGAAGCUAUUGCCAAUGAGAGGUUUGAGGAUGCAGCAAGAUACCGUGAUCAGAUAAAAGAAAUUGCUCCUCACUAUCUACUGAAGUGUUCAAGUGAUGCAACAACAUUGGGAAUCAGGGUUCAAGUUAGGAGUGUGUACAUUGAAGGGCGCAGUCAACCUUUGAGAGACCAAUAUUUCUUUGCAUACCGGAUACGAAUAACUAAUAAUUCAAACCGACCUGUACAACUUCUCAAGAGACACUGGAUAAUCACCAAUGCUAAUGAGAAAUCUGAGGAUGUUUGGGGUAUUGGAGUUAUCGGUGAACAACCAGUUAUACUUCCUAAUAACAGUUUCGAAUAUUCAUCAGCAUGCCCAUUAACCACUCCUAGUGGAAGAAUGGAAGGUGACUAUGAAAUGAAGCAUAUUGAUAAGGUAGGGUCAAAGACGUUUAACGUGGCUGUUGCCCCCUUUGCUCUUUCAACAUUAGGGGAUGCUACAGACAACAUUUGAAGUGUGUGUUUGUGUGUAUUCACACACACAUGAUGAUGAUGAUGCUAUUCCCUGUUCUACUUGACUUCAAAUCCUGCAGAAGUUGAUCAUGUGAAGGUAGUUAAGAUUGGCUUGUGUAUCUGGUAAAUGUCAGAUUGAAUUUUGUUGAAUAUAUGUGUAAGGAGUUGAAUGUAGAGAUAAAAUUGUAUAGCUUUUUGAAUUCCAAAGAUAUUCUGAAUUUUGCAGUUUGAAAAAUUGUGUUUUAUCAGUUGGGUUGUAUCAAUAAGAUGCUGUAGGAUGAUGCAA